CGCCUGGGCAAGUCAAGAUGGCGGCGGCGGAGGGGAGCGGCGGUGUUGGCGGGCCGUUGUUUCCAGGUCUCGCAGAUGUGUCAAUAUCUGAAGACAUUCCAGUGGAAGGGGAGAUUACUGUUCCCGUGGGAUCCCACUCUCCUGAUGAUGACUACUCCACACUGGAUGAGCCUGUUAGGGAUACUAUUAUGAGAGAUCUGAAGGCCGUUGGGAAGAAAUUUGUCCAUGUCAUGUAUCCAAAGAAGAGUAGUGCCCUCCUCAGAGACUGGGAUCUUUGGGGCCCUUUGGUGCUUUGUGUCUCACUUGCGCUGAUGCUUCAGGGUGGAUCAGCAGACAGUAAAGACGACGGAGGCCCCCAGUUUGCUGAGGUCUUUGUCAUCAUCUGGUUUGGUGCAGUUGUCAUCACACUAAACUCAAAGCUUCUCGGAGGAACUAUAUCUUUUUUUCAGAGCCUGUGUGUUCUGGGUUACUGUGUCCUCCCCCUGACAGUGGCGAUGCUGGUCUGCAGGCUGGUUCUGCUGGCAGGGUCUGGGACUGUCAGCUUCAUUAUACGGCUUAUUGUAGUUGUAGCAAUGUUUGGUUGGUCAACGUUAGCAUCUACAGCUUUCCUGGCAGACAGUCAGCCUCCGAACCGCAAAGCUCUUGUUGUGUACCCCAUCUUCCUCUUCUACUUUGUUAUCAGCUGGAUGAUUCUCACCUUUACACCUCAGUGAUCUCUGCUCAGAAGAGACUGUGUAAUACGGACUGAAGUUUUUUCAUGAACGCUGCUGCAGUUAAUCGUUGGCUUUAUCUCCUUCUAAUUUAUAUAUAUAGAGAUAUUGUAAAAAAGGCAGGUUAUGGGAUAAAGCCAGAGAACUGCAAAAA
Calidris pugnax (ruff) is the source of this 864-nucleotide messenger RNA. RefSeq names its product Yip1 domain family member 6 (gene YIPF6). NCBI's taxonomy places the organism in Eukaryota, Metazoa, Chordata, Aves, Charadriiformes, Scolopacidae. The record is from RefSeq and is a predicted model, not a curated record. Gene Ontology annotation, cellular component: membrane; trans-Golgi network. The transcript has 7 exons. The coding region runs from base 18 to 713 and encodes 231 amino acids. Gene Ontology annotation, biological process: endoplasmic reticulum to Golgi vesicle-mediated transport.